UUACUGACAGCAACCACUGGGGGGCAGCACACACACAAUGGACCCUGUUGUUGUGAAGGCAGAGACGGAGACAGAGAGGGUCAUGGGACCCUGUUUGCUCGUCCUCAACCAUGAGAGUCAUAUGAGACAGCGGCAGAGAGGAGCAGUGAGUUAGAGACGAAGAAAAGAUGGAGGACUUGUCCCGGUGGGUGCAGGAGGCUGGGAGGUGGGUGAGGAGGUGCUGCUGUGGUGAGGAGGAAGAGGAUGAGGAGGAGAAAGGGAAGAGGGAAGCAGAAGAAGAUGAAGAAAAGGAGGAGGAGGAGGAGGAGGUGAAGAUGGAGGAGCUUCGCUUCAGAAAGAGCAGGAGUUCAACUUCCCUCCCAUCUGCUGAGUCUGACUCGUCCCCCUCAGGAUCCCAGCCUCACUGGUUCCACACUCUGCAGGUCCGACGUCUGCGAGUGCAGCGAGGACGCAGCAACAGCGACCCGCUCGGAGGGAAGGACUGCGAGCACCACCACACCUGGAAACCAGCUCUCCGGUUUGGAGCUGCUCAUUCCUAUGUGAGUCUGGAGAAACUGGGUGAAGGAGCCUACGCCUCCGUCUACAAAGGAAUCAGCAGGAUAAACGGGCAGCUGGUGGCUCUGAAGGUGAUUCGUAUGAAGACUGAGGAGGGCGUCCCGUUCACCGCCAUCCGAGAAGCCUCUCUGCUUAAACGUCUGAAACACGCCAACAUCGUCGUCCUCCAUGACAUCAUCCACACCAGAGAGUCUCUGACCUUCGUCUUUGAAUACGUGCAAACAGACCUGGCCCAGUACAUGAGCCAACACCCUGGAGGACUACACUCACACAACGUCCGGCUCUUCAUGUUCCAGCUGCUGCGAGCCCUCUGCUACAUCCACAGCCGCAGGAUCCUCCACAGAGACCUGAAGCCUCAGAACCUGCUCAUCAGCUACCUGGGAGAGCUCAAGAUGGCCGACUUCGGUCUGGCUCGCUCCAAGUCCAUCCCCAGUCAGACCUUCUCGUCGGAGGUGGUGACGCUGUGGUACCGACCCCCCGACGUCCUGCUGGGAUCCACAGAUUACUCCACAGCUCUGGACAUCUGGGGAGCUGGUUGUAUCUUCAUCGAGAUGCUGCAGGGGGCGCCGGCAUUCCCUGGAGACUCUGAUGUGUUUGAACAACUCCAGACAAUCUGGACGGUCCUGGGUGUCCCCUCUGAGGACAGCUGGCCUGGAGUCAGCCAGCUGCCCAACUAUCGCCCAGGGUGGUUUGUUCACCGCGAGCCGAAGCAGUUCAGGACCGUCUGGAAAAGGUUGAACCAGCUGCCCUACAAGACCGAGGAUCUGGUCCAGCAGAUGUUGAAGGGGGUCCCUGCAGACCGGAUCUCAGCUCAGGACUCCCUGCAGCACCCGUACUUCAGCACGCUGCCUCCUCCCAUCAUGCACCUGCGAGACACGGUGUCCAUUUUCAAGGUGCCGGGCGUUCGUCUGGAGACGGAGGUCAAAGACACCUUGAACCCGGGACGGCGGGUCAAACCGUCCCUGCUGUCCUCCACCAAGUGCUGGUGACCGGAAGUCAGACCGACCGCCAUCAGACCGUCAACCUGACGCGACGAGCGCCGCAGAAGAAAUCCGCUGCAAACCUUUGGCUCAGAUUAGCUGCUAGCAUGACGCCGAGUGCUGGCUGUCGCGUUGAAACUUGUCUCACGUAAAUCUGAUUUCAUGGCUGCGUUUGUUGAUUUGGAUGCAAAACGUUCCCUUCAGGACGUCGGUCUCAGCAGGCUUCCUGUUAGCAUUCGUUAGCAGUGCUGCAGCAGAUUCAUGAGGAUUUAUUCCCCUGAAACACUCAUGAAUAACGAGCGAGUCUUCAUUUGUUGUUGUUCUGCAUGUUGACACGCUGACAAAUAAAAGCUUGUCAGGUUUUGUCGUCUGUCCACAUGUGAAGGUUAAACGAGUGUUUUCAGCUUCUUCUUGUUCAUUAAAGUCUUCAUCAGGACGAUACAGCAAAUCACUUGUCCCCUGAAGUUAAACCACAUCAUGUCCUCGGUGUAUUCAGUGACUGAAAUAAAGAUUUACAAUCAAGUCACUUUUUAAAAGUGUUUUUAAGGUGUUUUAACUAAAACGCUGAAUGAUUCCAGAAGUUCUGCAUGUGGGAGCAAAAUUUUGAAUUUUCCUCUUGGCGGAUUAUUGAUCUGGAGUGCAAUCGCUCUUUGCAGAUAAUUUUGUAGAUCUGCAACAUCUGCUGUCUCACAGUGACGGCAGUCUGUUCUGGUCUCGGGUCUUCGACUGAACCGAGUGCAGCUGAUUUAUGACUCAGUUAUCACCGUCAACUGUUUCCUUCUGUGUGGCUGAUGAUCUUCUCCUCCUCUUCCUCACGACACCUCAGCACCUGUCCAAUCACCUCGCACUGUGAAAAACGGACACCGUCAACAGGGCAGGACUUUUUACAGUGUACAUCAAAUGUUUUGU
Molecule: messenger RNA, 2444 nt
Organism: Scatophagus argus
Lineage: Eukaryota; Metazoa; Chordata; Actinopteri; Scatophagidae
Gene: cdk15
Product: cyclin-dependent kinase 15
Exons: 13
Coding region: 168-1544 (458 amino acids)
Biological process (GO): protein phosphorylation
Cellular component (GO): cytoplasm; cytosol; nucleus
Molecular function (GO): cyclin-dependent protein serine/threonine kinase activity; cyclin binding; ATP binding
Source: RefSeq, a predicted model, not a curated record